UCUCAGUGCUUUCGAGUACGCGAUCGAGGAACAACGCAGCGCCGGAAAAAUCAGCUACAAGCGGGAAGAAUGAAGUCGGGCGCGGGAGCGACACUUGCCCUACUUUUGUGUGUUUGGUGGGGCACAGCGCAGGCGCAGGUUGCCUAUGUGCGACACAUGUCGGAGCUGCGGAUCAAGGAGCUCAAUGAUCUUGCCAUUCGCAUAGGGGACUCGAUUAACCCGGAGAUAUACGCCUGCGACAGCUACUACGACUACGUGUGCAGUCGUAAUCGACCACUCUUCUCGAUCAUGGGUCACAUGCCACAGACAAGUGAGCUCAUGCAGCUGAUGACGCAGCUGCAGAACGAUCCGGAGCAGUUUGAGGCGAAGCAGAAGCUCAUGGACUUUUUCAUAUCUUGCAACACUCUGCGCUCGGUAGAGGACUGCUAUCGCGAGACGUUUGAGUUCUUCAAGCCGCUGUUUGGAUUCAUAAUAACCAAGAACCUGGUGGAGUCCAGCAGCCACGAGCUGCGCGACUUCCUGGACGUGUUGGACCGCUUCGUGGCCAGGUCAAAGGAAAUCUUUCGCUCGGACUCGCAUCCCAUUCUCAGCAAAUUGGCCACGUACAAGGAGAAGUUCCGCACGCCCGCGAUAUACUUCCAUUCUGGGGACUUGAACCGGGAGUACAGGGCCCUGCGCGUCUACCGCGAGAGUUACGAGCACAACAUCCGAAACCUGGAGCAGCACCGCAAGAGGAACUCCACCUACGAGCUGGGCGUGCAGCGAACCAUGCUGGACUGGAGCCUCUAUCUGUUCCAGAGCAGCAACAAGCCGAUGUCCUAUUUCUACCCCACCUUCACCGUCCACCUCUACAUGACCCUCUUCAACAGCACCGAGCGGCAGCGAGACUUUACGCGAUUCCGCGAAGAGGUGGAGUGCCUCAAGCUGCCGCAGUUCGUCAACGUCCUGGACGAGGCCCGAAUGCUGGCUGUCAUCUACCUGAAGAGCUUCCGCUACGCGUGGCACGACUACAGCGACUGGAUUAUCUCCCGAACGACGCACCGCGAGAUCUACGACCACGAGGACACAAUCCUCAAGAAGUACCACCUGAACAACAAGCGCCUCUUCUUCACCCUCUACGCCCAGAACUUCUGCGAGUUUGGCAAGAACCUCGCAGAGUCUCUCUUCUACUUGGGUCUCAAGCAAAACGAAGACUUCAUCAAUAGCUACUCGUGCGGCCAUCAGACACAAUCCUCCAGCUGUGUCUGACUUCGCUUCAACGAUACUGAUUGUAGGAAAACACUCGGCUCUUGCCUAACUAAAUAUAUUACAACUCUACA
This is a messenger RNA of Drosophila subobscura, 1319 nucleotides long. RefSeq lists its product as uncharacterized. Lineage: Eukaryota; Metazoa; Arthropoda; Insecta; Diptera; Drosophilidae. The coding region runs from base 70 to 1248 and encodes 392 amino acids. Gene Ontology annotation, biological process: proteolysis. The transcript has 2 exons. The record is from RefSeq and is a predicted model, not a curated record. Gene Ontology annotation, molecular function: metalloendopeptidase activity.